Daldinia decipiens is the source of this 1649-nucleotide messenger RNA. RefSeq names its product P-loop containing nucleoside triphosphate hydrolase protein. Gene Ontology annotation, molecular function: GTP binding. The coding region runs from base 92 to 1462 and encodes 456 amino acids. The transcript is spliced from 3 exons. NCBI's taxonomy places the organism in Eukaryota, Fungi, Ascomycota, Sordariomycetes, Xylariales, Hypoxylaceae. The record is from RefSeq and is a predicted model, not a curated record.
CCCCAAGGCAUGAAUAUUAAAGUGCAGCCCGCUUCUGAAGAUCACCCCCUCUCCAAGAACUAAGAGCCAAAAUCUUAACAUCAUAUUCAAUAUGACCAUGACAACUACCACAGGAGAGCAUAUUCGAGGGAAUGAGUUUGCUCCAGCCCUUGAGAACGUCCAGCACCCUCGCGCGACCGCACAAGAUUUACCCAGGGACACCUACUGCGAACGCGACUCAGAUAAUGAAUCUGACACCUCUGACAAUGAGGAUGGCUCUGUUGAGCCGGCAACUUCCACACCGGGUAGUAAUGGCGGUAAAAGAUCAAAAAGCUGGAAGAAGUGGGCCUACAAAAAUUUGAUGAAAACAGUCUCUGCUGCCAAAGGAGCAGCAUCAAAGCCCGUCGUUAGUUUCGUCAAGGAGUAUCUAAAAGGAACCAAGCUGAUUUUCGUGGUCGGCCAAACGGGAACGGGGAAGUCAACCAUCCUACGUGAGCUGACUGGAUUGGAUUUGAAGAUAGGGUAUACUUGGAAAUCAGGUACCCGAAAGUACGAAAUAUGUCCGGCUAUCAUUGACGGGGAACAAUACAUCUUCGUGGAUACGGCCGGGUUUGGUGCCUCAGAUAUGGACGAUACAGCCAGUUACGAAGAUAUCAUGAGCUGUUUACAGGCUCUUGGUCCCUUUGUCACAGUUGCCGGGCUUAUCUUCCUCUACGGCAAGAUAGAAAACCGACUGAGAACCGAGGACCUGAAGACCAUCCAAUGGGUCCAAUGUUUUUGUGGCCCGGAAUUCUUCCAAAAUAUUAUAAUCAUGACCAACAAGUGGGAUUCAUGGAGUCCAGAUGAUUUUGAAGAGGCUUGGGAGAGGGUCCCAGAACUUCUCCAUCACGAGGAGUUAAACCAGAUCCUAGAUCCACCGGGUCGCUACUCUGGAGGCACAGUGUAUCAUCACGGCUUUCCAGAAGGCAAAGGAUCUGUCGAUAGCUACGGACUCGUCCUAAACAGAAGGCGUCAUUCCCAAAAAAGGGGUAAGGAACUUAGACGGUUGGUCCGGCAACACUACGCAAAGACGAAAGAGAUAAAGCUGCAGGUUGUUCAAGAGCUCGAAAGUGGCAUCCCAAUGGCAGAAACGGAGGCAGCUAAAGUGCUGAGGGUGGACCCGGUGAAGACUAGAAUCAGAAUUGAAGGAGAUCGCGCCGUCGUCCCAGUCAAAUUCGGCCCCCCCUUAACUCCAAGUCUUACUACAAAAGACUUACCAACAUCACCUACUGGACAGUUGCAGGUACAACCCCCACCAUCAGUCGAGUCUACUCCAAGCAUCCCCAAUUCCCAGCAUUUCACCCCAAAGCAUCCUAUCUCAGAAUCCCCACCCAUCGAGGAGGCAACGGGCACAGGGCCAGAACCACCCAAGACAUGGUGGGGGAAAGUCCUCGAAUGGUUUAAUAUCGGCUGGCAUAUCGCUAAAUUUUUCAAGGGAUUUUAGAAAUAAUAGGGUACUAUUCCCCUCGCUUGAUAAUGUGUGAAUGAAGCAUCAGUUUUGGUCAUUGAAUAUAUUACUUGGGCAAGGAACUAUGUUAACAACACUGCGUACCUGAAUAUUAAAUUGUUGAUGCUUGCUUGGUGGAUUUCCAUAUUAGGUUUCACUUUUAACCAAGACCGUCUUUACUUCA